Messenger RNA from Ixodes scapularis (black-legged tick), 1135 nucleotides. RefSeq names its product pre-mRNA-splicing factor SPF27 (gene BCAS2). The record is from RefSeq and is a predicted model, not a curated record. The transcript is spliced from 6 exons. Gene Ontology annotation, cellular component: Prp19 complex; precatalytic spliceosome; catalytic step 2 spliceosome. NCBI's taxonomy places the organism in Eukaryota, Metazoa, Arthropoda, Arachnida, Ixodida, Ixodidae. Gene Ontology annotation, biological process: mRNA processing. Bases 140 to 1057 code for a protein of 305 amino acids.
GCGUACAAUGGCAGCCUCCUUAUGGGGGUCACUUUCGAGUGCAGACCGGAACCCCGGUUUAUCGCUCUAAGCCCCUCUACCUCGUUGGUGACAACAUCGAAGGAGAAUCCCCAGUCCGAAGCUAGCGGGAUGCAUAUUUAUGGACAUUCUAGCGGGUUUAUGCUCCAAUAAGACCGCAACACUGAUCGAACUAAUUUCAGUACGUCGAGCCAAUCUCAAUCCGAAUCCAAGAGUCACAAACAACAUGGCCGGCGAAGUGCUUGUUGACGCUCUCCCUUACAUUGAUCAAGGAUACGAUGAACCCGGUAUUCGAGAAGCCGUCAUGGCUAUGGUCGAGGAAGAAACACGGCGGUACAGGCCGACGAAGAACUAUCUGGAACACUUGCCACAGCUGUCUCUGCAUCAGUUCGAGUCUGAAACUAUGAAGACCGAGUUUGAGCGCCUUCAGUCGAGGCUACCCAUGGAGAUGAUGAGCAUGAAAAGGUAUGAGCUGCCCCAGCCGGCGGCGGGCAAGACGACCGACGUGGCGUCGUGGAGCGAGUGCGUGGACAACUCGUGGGCCCAGCUGGAGCACCAGGCCACCCGCAUCGCUAACCUGGAGCUCAUGGCACGCUACGGAUGCGAGGCUUGGAAGGCCUACAAUGCCGCGCUGGUGCGCAUGCUGCACCAGCUGCAGAAGCAGCUGCAGGACCUCAGGAAACAGAUUCAGGAGGUGAACUGGCAGAGGAAGACCUCACAGACUGAGGCGGGAGAAAAGCUCAAGAACCUGGAAGUCAGCUGGGUGAGUCUCGUGAGUAAGAACUACGAGAUCGAGCGGGCCUGCGUGGAACUGGAGAAGGAGAUUGCGACUCUGGAGGCGGACUACGAUGCUAGGAAGAAGCAGCCGCACCACGAACAACCGCCCGACGAAAAGAGAGAGCAGCAGAAGCUACAACGGGACCAGCCACCGGAACCGCAGGGGGACUCCGAAGAGCCGGAGAAGAUGGAGACGGAUGCGGGCGUCCCUUCCACGACAGAGACAGGCAAGGAGGGAGAGGAAGAGGUUGCACCAAAAUGACAGCGCAUCACCUUUUUGUUUCCGCUACUUUUCCCGUGUUGUUGUAUCUUCUCAUAAUAAAAAUGCCUGGAUCAGAUA